UAGUGCAAGUCAAUGGUGUAUGUAAUAUAUAGCUGACCAACCACUCAAGUUUUGCCUCAUUAUUAGGUGGAGAACCUAUGAACUUUACCACCUAAUAUCUUCUCCAACGUAACAAAGCCAUUGUUUGUACUCUAAGACAAAUAUAUAGGUGAGGUAAGGUGCAAAAGGGAGGGAGGGAGGGAGCCCCCAUUUCUUGUAGUGUACAUUGCAGCAAAACAAUUUGUCAGAAAACAUACAAGUAGUAGUAUCUCUAAUUGCCUGCCAGUGUUAGUGGGGCGGGGCGGGAAGGAAUAUGAGUGAGCAUCAGAGAAUAAGAAUUCACCCCGAGGUGGAAGCGCCUCCACCGCCUACUCGGCCUUUAGUCCCCCGAGGGUCCUUCCGGUCGGAAAAGGGCGACCCAUCUACUCAAGCAUGGCAGCCCCAAAAGAGCAAAAGAAGCUGUUGUUGCAAGUGCAUGUGGUGGACAGUUAGUGUGAUUGUUGUCCUCUUCAUCAUUAUAGCCGCGUGUGCCGGCAUUCUCUACCUCAUAUUCCAACCUAAGAUCCCAAAGUACUCGGUGGAUAACCUUAGGAUAUCAGAUUUGAGGGUGAACCCUCUGGACCUGAGCCUCUACGCGAAGUUCAACGUCAAAAUCACAGCCCAAAAUCCCAACAAGAAAAUCGGGAUAUACUACGAGAGAGGGAGCCGGUUGAGCGUGUGGUACAAGACCACAAAGCUGUGCCAGGGAUCACUGCCGGAACUGUACCAAGGUCACCAGAACACGACGGUGCUAGAGGUGGCCCUGUCGGGGCAGUCACAGUAUGGUAACACCUUGCUGUCUGCACUGCAAGAAGCACAACAAACUGGAAGAGUUCCUUUAGACCUGAAGAUUGAUAUGCCGGUAAGAAUCAAGGUAGGGAGGUUGAAGUUGAUGAAGGUUGGGAUAUUAGGAGACUGCAUGCUCAUUGUUAAUAGCUUAUCUACUAAUAGUCUCAUUAGCAUUAAGGCCAGCACUUGUAAGUUUAAGCUUAAGCCUUAGUUAAAACAUGUAUACUGUUGUUGUUUUUAAUAUCAUUAUAUUAUUGUGGGUGUGGUGUUUUCAAUAAUCAAUUGG
Messenger RNA from Ipomoea nil (Japanese morning glory), 1093 nucleotides. RefSeq names its product protein YLS9-like. The transcript has a single exon. Gene Ontology annotation, cellular component: plasma membrane. The record is from RefSeq and is a predicted model, not a curated record. The coding region runs from base 293 to 1018 and encodes 241 amino acids. Lineage: Eukaryota; Viridiplantae; Streptophyta; Magnoliopsida; Solanales; Convolvulaceae.